Molecule: messenger RNA, 848 nt
Organism: Camellia sinensis
Lineage: Eukaryota; Viridiplantae; Streptophyta; Magnoliopsida; Ericales; Theaceae
Product: large ribosomal subunit protein eL6
Biological process (GO): cytoplasmic translation; ribosomal large subunit assembly
Cellular component (GO): ribosome; cytosolic large ribosomal subunit
Molecular function (GO): structural constituent of ribosome; RNA binding
Source: RefSeq, a predicted model, not a curated record
CAUUUUUUAUCACCAGCCUCACUCUGUUUUGCAGCCUCUUCCCCCCUUCAUUUGCAGACAGAGAGAGAGAGAGAGAGAGCAACAAUGGCGCCGAAGCAGAAAGUAGCAAAGGUGAGUCGAAACCCAGAUCUGAUCAGAGGCGUAGGAAAGUACUCUAGGUCUCAGAUGUACCACAAAAGGGGUCUCUGGGCUAUCAAGGCCAAAAACGGCGGCGUAUUUCCCCGUCACGACAAGAAGCCCGCAGACCCCACACCCGCCAUCAAGGCCCCCAAAUUCUACCCAGCCGACGAUGUCAAGAAGCCCCUCCUCAACAAACGCAAACCCAAACCCACCAAGCUCAGGGCUAGUGUUACUCCAGGGACUGUGCUGAUUGUAUUGGCUGGGAGGUUUAAGGGGAAGAGAGUUGUGUUUUUAAAGCAGCUGACAUCUGGGUUGCUUCUUGUUACUGGACCAUUCAAGAUUAAUGGUGUUCCUCUUAGACGUGUAAAUCAAUCUUAUGUGAUUGCCACUUCAACCAAGGUUGACAUCUCUGGAGUCAAUGUUGAAAAUUUUGAUGACAAAUAUUUUGCAAAGCAAGUUGAGAAGAAGAAGAAGAAAGGAGAAGGGGAGUUCUUUGAAGCUGAGAAAGAGGAGAAGAAUGUUCUUCCACAGGGGAAAAAAGAUGAUCAGAAAAAUGUGGAUGCGCCCUUGAUUAAGUCCAUUGAAGCAGUUCCAGAUUUGAAGACCUAUUUGGCUGCCAGGUUUUCGCUCAAGGCAGGCAUGAAGCCUCAUGAGCUCGUCUUUUAGAGGAAUCACUUUGGUUUUCGUUAGGACUGAUAUUUUUCGCUAUUGUGUUCUCUUUUGUUUCA